CUCUAGUCAGUGAUGUCAGUCAUGCGACAUUGUCCUGUCAUCCUCUCAAAAAUAAACAUUUUUUCUGUGAUUUUAUCAAUUUAUUGUGGUGCAAUAUAAUUGUUUUUUCUGUGAAUCUCAGCUGUCUCGAUACGCUAAAGGGUACUAGUGUGGGUUCGAGACUAUACAGGGUGCAGUCAUUGGGAGAGGGAGAUACUUUAACUGUGAAUAGAUAUUUCUGAGGUUUAUAACCAGACAUAGUUACUGCCAGGUUGAAAGUAAACAUAAAUUAUCGGACAAUAUGGAAAAUUCACUUGGUAUUGAAGAGUCCGAAAAUGAUGCAUUUUUCUUUGAAACCGAUCAUUUAGCACUGAGAGGAAAUAAAGAUUACUGUGAUAUUUUAAAGACUGUUGUAAGUCUAACAGCACUGAGACAGAAAGUUAUACAAGAUUAUAAUAAGGUUAUAGAAGUGAAAAAACAGCUGUUAGAUGCCGAUCCUAAUGACAUAUUAAGAAAAAUUCAAAGUGGGGAAGGUCUAAAACUUGAAAUACCAGAUAUUAUGGAAAUACCUAAGCUUCCAGUAAUCAACUUUGAUAAGUACCAAGUUAAAGUUCAGGAAGCUGAUUUGCAAUCAAUAUAUUCACCAUCUGAUAAAAGUGACGACAGCAAACCCAUUGAAACUCCUGCUCUAAAUACUAAGGCAUGGACUUCUGAAGAACAGAAGAAAUUAGAAGAAUUGCUUAUUGCGUAUCCUCCAGAGCCCAUUGAAAUGAAUAGGUUUAAAAAAAUUGCCGAUGCUCUUGGUACUCGAACGGUUUCUCAAGUAUCAAGCAGGGUACAAAAAUAUUUUUUGAAAUUGUACAAAGCUGGGCUACCUAUACCGGGGAGGAUUCCAAAAGGGGGGGAAAAAUAUAAAAAAACUAUGAAACAUUACUCGUGGACCUACAUGAGAAAAGAUCAACAGCUAUUAAAGCCCUCAACAUUUUUCCCAGAAAUGAUCACACCUGUAGUCAUGGAUGAGUUGGAGCAUGUACCAGGCCCAACAAAUCCUUCUAGCUCUACCAGUUCAUCUACAAAUUACCUAUUACAACAUAAUUACCAUCAAGGUACAGAAACAGAACCUGCACAUAGCGAAGCAGAAAUGCAGUUAAUACUUCUAAAGCGCAUCAAGGCCGAAAAAUUGAAGGAGCAGGACAGUAGUUUCAGCUUACCAAAACAUAUGGGAUUUAAGUGCGACUAUUGCAACUUAGAACCAAUAGUCGGUGCCAGGUGGCACUGCUUAACGUGUUUGGAUUCCAUAGACUUCUGCACAGACUGCGUAUUGGCCCAAAUGUAUUCAAGUGAACCACAUCCUUUAAACCACAAUUUGGCGAUCUUCCACAUCGAUCUAGAAGGGGCCGAACAGUUUUCCAUUGACAUGGAAGAAACAAUAUUGAAGAAGAACGGCAGCGUUAGUGAUGAUGACGAUGACGUUCGAGGCUUUCGUGAAAACGGAGGAGAGAUUGUGGAUUUCAGCAGUGUUGAUGACUGAAAAUGGCAGCUACCAGGUCAAGAACAAGACAUCUUGAUGUUGAAAUAAGUUCACAUUCUUGAAAUCAACAAAUGACGUAUUGCGGUCUGCAGGGAACAGUUUUAUUAAAGAUUUUUUAUCGUACC
This is a messenger RNA of Acanthoscelides obtectus, 1635 nucleotides long. The record is from the annotation of a GenBank genome assembly. NCBI's taxonomy places the organism in Eukaryota, Metazoa, Arthropoda, Insecta, Coleoptera, Chrysomelidae.